UGAAGUAAACGAAUCAAAUUUUCGCGUACGGUUGGGCGCGAAUUACCGAAAUAUAAACAUAAACGGUGUGCGUGAGUGAGUGUUUGUAUACGUGUGUAGCCCAGCAAUUGAGCGGUCGCAAAUGCAACAAUAAAAUGCAAAGCAAAUAUAGCAAAAAAAUAAUAAUCUCAAAUUGGAAAAAUUGCAUUCUUUGUUCAAUUGGCGCAUACCUUUAUGUUUUUAAGGGAAAAAGUCUAAACGAUUUGCCAAAAAAAGAUAAAAAUUUACGCAAGCAGAGUGUAAGUGAUGAGGGAAAAAUUUUUUUAAAAUAAAACGAGUGAUGAAACGAAAUGCCAAAACAAGUUGAGAAAAUUGAAGAAUUUCAGUGCGGCUGCGCGACGACGAGAACGAAGCGCGCGCGUAACAGAGACGAAACGAGUAUGAAGACGAAGUGAACGGCGCGAGAGUACGAGUGAUCGAGCGCGAACGAGCAACAGCGAGAUAAUUGCACUUGGUUGAGCAGCGAGAGCAGCAACGCGGCAAAGUUUUGUCUGCGUAUGUGUUUGCGUGUGUAUGUGUGUGUAUGUUGAGAAGAAGGUGCAGCGACAGUUGCCCCAACAGCAGUAAUAGCGCCAACAACAAAUGCAUAAUAAGUAAGCAGAGCAAACAAUAACAAUUGGCGAGUUCGAUGCAAAGGAAUUCAAACGAAAAGCAAAAACAAAGAAAAAAAAAUAAAAAAAUACAAAAUUCAAAUAAAAAAGUGAGAGGUAACGAAGAAACACUAAUAAAGACAGGAAUUUUUGUGCGUGAAAAGCGAAAAAGUGUACGAAACAAGGCGUAUAAUGUAGCGAAAAAGUGCGUUUGUGAUUUUAUGGAACAAAGAUAAGUCUCGUCACUCAAGUGUCAAAAGCAGAAAAGCAAGCGAAAAUAUACAUAUGUAAAUGUUUGCGGAGAAAAUAAACUUCUCAUUAAUUUGUUGUAUUGGUUUUUUUUUUGAAAAUUUAAUUUUAAUUGCUUAUGUGCGCUAACUUUUUUUAUUUUCGCAUUAUUAUUAUAAUUUUUGUUGCUCAAUGAAUUUUCGCCACACAAAGUGUAAUUAAGUAAAAUUUUUUUUGAUUUGUUGCCAAACAAGCAGAGCAAAAAAUGAAAUAAUUAACAGUUUUUGUUUUUAUUUACAAAUUAAAUCACAUCAAUUUCAAUCAAAUAAAUCACAUUCUUUCAAUUUCAAUCCCUUUUGGAAAUUAUGAAGAAUAAUCAAACGAAAACCUCAAACAACAAUAACACCAAUAACACUAAUAACAACAACAACAGCAACAGUAAAAAUUUAAAUUACUUAAAUAACAUCAAUAAAAAAUUCAAUAACACCAACAAAGUGAACAAAGCCACUCAAUCGACCACAAGCAACAAUACUAACAACAAUAAGAACACUUAUCAUAUAAAUAAUAAGAACAAGAAAAACAACAAUAAGCGCACACUACGAUUGGGUCGCAAUAAAAUGGGCGGCCGCAAGGAUGUGCGUCGCGGCCUCGAGCCACUGGAAUUCGAGGAAUGCAUUGUCGAUAGUCCAGAAUUUCGUGAUAAUUUGAAUCGGCACGAAAAGGAACUGGAUCACACUAGUCAUCAAAUCAAGCGUAUCAUCAAGGAGGUGAAAGAUUUGAUGAGCGCCGCUAAAGCGAAGCUCAGACUGUUUGAAUUUGCGUGUCAAGCGCUUGCAGAAACAGCAGUAGCUACAACAACAACAAAAACUGCAUCAGCUCCAACAGCGCUGUUUGCACCAGGUAGGCAAAGAGGGCCUGUGGCAAAGCAUACGAAUUGCAAGCAACAACAUUGCCGCACAAUGGAAAACAACAACAAUAAUUACACAGAACACCAGCAACACAUGGCGUUUGUAACAACGCGCUGCCCGUACCGGCCUGCCUCUGUAUGUCUGUCUGCCCGACUGCAACAAGUGGUUGGCAUUGACGGUACAUCGUCAUCGCUGCUGCUGCAGUUUUUUAUAAAGUAA
Molecule: messenger RNA, 1984 nt
Organism: Anastrepha obliqua
Lineage: Eukaryota; Metazoa; Arthropoda; Insecta; Diptera; Tephritidae
Product: probable serine/threonine-protein kinase DDB_G0282963
Exons: 4
Coding region: 1223-1984 (253 amino acids)
Cellular component (GO): cytoplasm
Molecular function (GO): GTPase activator activity; protein binding
Source: RefSeq, a predicted model, not a curated record